This is a messenger RNA of Engraulis encrasicolus (European anchovy), 3049 nucleotides long. It is a transcript of the gene fam151b, whose product is annotated as family with sequence similarity 151 member B. Lineage: Eukaryota; Metazoa; Chordata; Actinopteri; Clupeiformes; Engraulidae. The record is from RefSeq and is a predicted model, not a curated record. The coding region runs from base 165 to 1070 and encodes 301 amino acids. The transcript is spliced from 6 exons.
UGUGAUUAUGGAGUGUUGAUAUGAGGAAGGCCUCAUCAGUGGUGCACUCUAAGCUACUCCAAUUCCCAUAAUGCAUUGUUCAGGAAGUGCGCAACGAGGUACAGGAAAAGAGAAUAUUGGGUGGAUUUGUUUUCAAAUGAUCAUACGCAGAAAGUUUGGCUCUGAUGAGGAGCCGAUUAAGACCACGUCGGUUGCUGAUUUAUCCGUUUAUUGCAUUUGUUUGUUUUACGAUAUGGAUUACACGACACCUAAAACCCGAUGAUGCGACCGUAUCCCCAGGUGCCAUGACUGACCAAACACUAGACCACUUCCUGAAGAAGGGUCAGAUUGAGGGGAAGGAUGCUGCCGCGAUUCAGUGGUAUCAUGCAGCCAACAGCAGAGCCAAGAUCAACGAGGCCCUCCAAAGCUCCGCCCAUAUGAUUGAAGCUGACAUCCUCCUCCGAGGACGGGAUCCUGUUGAACCAAUCAUGGCCCACCCUCCUCACAACGACAGUGACAUCACACUACAGGAGUGGCUGAAGGAGGUGGCGGCAUCUGACAAAGGAAUAAAGCUUGACUUCAAAAGCUUGCAGGCUGUGGCCCCGUCCAUGGCUCUGUUGGAGCAGGUUCGCAGUGACCUACGUGGCCCCGUGUGGAUCAAUGCGGACAUCCUGCCGGGCCCCGGGGGCCAAGCCACCCCGCUGGAGCCCCAGGGCUUCCUGGAGGCAGUGGGGGCCAGUGCCCGAAACACAGUGCUCUCCCUGGGCUGGACCACCGGGUGGAAGGCUGACGGCGACAACCCAGGCUACAGCUGGGAUAUGGUUCGUGAGAUGGCGAAUGUGUGCAGACCCCUGGUGGAGCCGGUCACCUUCCCCGUCAGAGCCUCCCUCAUGCCCCAGUCCCUUGAACAGCUACAGUGGCUCCUGCAGCAGUCUGACAGGUACAGUCUAACGGUGUGGACGAGCCUGAGCGACACCCUGGCUGUGGAGGACCUGAUGCCCUACAGGCAGAACCUAAGCCACAGCAGAGUCUACUACGACCUCGCAGACUCCCAGAUGGAGCACUUCAAGGGCCUACCAGGCUUCUCCUGAGCCGCCUCCUGCACCCUGGGGGAUAUAAUACGACAAAGCUAGUUCAGGAGUAAUCCAGGUUAAUUUAGGAGGUAAAUCAUCUAAUACAUGGGUUUACCGUGUUUAUAAACACAAUGUUGUGAGGAGGGGCAAGACACUGACAGCCAACCACGUGAGCUAAUUUUUUGACCGACAGCGGUUUCCAACAAUCAGAGGUUGAGUUGUGCGCAGCUUGUCGCGCAGCCAGGAGAAAACAAAAAUUUAGAACCCAUGUAUAGAACCCAUGUAUAGUCCUCAUUUUCCAGGCUCUUCUAUUAGAUGAUUUACCUCUUAACUUAACCUGGUUUACCCUGAACUACUGUGAGAUCACUGAAUCACUCUUAAGAAAAUGAGCACUCCAGCAUCUUCUAUUUAGAUGAUUUACCUCUUAACUUAACAUGGUUUACUCCUGAACCAGCUUCUUAGUAUACCCCUCUCAAGUUCUAUCCUCUCUGCCGUGAAUAUACUGUACCACAGUGGUUCGCAAAACUGAGGUCGGGACACCUAGGGGGGUGGGCGUGGAUAAAAACAUUGCUUUAAAAAAGAAAAAAAAGAAAACCGAAAUCCACAACUUAACAGGUCAGAUAAUUCCAUGAAUUGAUCAAUAACUGUAUUCACUUGUAUGGUCAAUAGAUGUAUUUGCUGUCCUGUGUAUUUCUAGCAAUAUUAGCGGACAAACUAUUAAUGGAAAAUCUUAUAUCAAUAUUAGUGGACAAAAAAUGCUUUUUGAUUUCCCAUUAAUAUUGCUAGAUUGUCCAUUAAUAGUUUCUCUGAUAAUAUUGCCAGAAAUCCAUUGCUAGGCUAAUACUAUGUAGCCUGAUUUUCAUCGACUUUCAAAUCUCUUCGAGACUUGGUCUGACCAAGAGCAUAACAAUCAACGUUUCCCAAACAGCACUGUGGACUGGCCUCCCUUGGUUUUUUACUGGUUGAUUGGUUCCUGACAAAGUGGGUGGAGUUCCUGAUUUUUUGGGAGAUCAGAAACGAUAAUUACAUUGCUCUUGGCCUGACUAGAAGCAACACAGAAGAUGUUGCGUCACUAGGAGGACAUGGCCUAGCUAAAGACUAUGGUGGUGGGUGUGUGGGGGUUCACGAAAAAUUUCUGAAGUCAAAAAGAGGGUCCCCACUGAAAAGGUUUUGGAACUACUGCUGUACCACAUGGAAGCGGAUAGAACAAAGCGUGGUGGCAUCCAGUGUUUCAUCCAGUGUUUCGUGGUGGCAUUCAGUGUUUCAGACAGCUCAUUUGGAGUGGAUUUCUCGAAACUAUAAGUAGUUGCUAACUACAUCAACUACUUUGCUGUUUGCAAUGCAAUUUCCCAUUUGCAACUACCCAAGCUGCUAACUGGCUAGCAAUUAAGGUUUGGAGAAACACACCCCUGCAUUGGAGUUUUUCAGCUUAUUUGCAUUUUAACUUUCUCGCUUGCCCCCAUGAGAAUGAAUUGCUUUACCAAUUCGCUUGCAUUUAUUACACUUUAUCACUGACACCAGGAAGGCAUUAUGGCUCUGUGGACAUAUUGAUCAUUUAUCUAUAUAUUUUGUUUGUAUUAGUCAAUUAUUUUAGCUGUGCGUACAUGUAUCCAGUGUGAACCAUUGGGGGCCGUUUUCAAAGCGUGUGACAGAAAACCUGUGAACAGCAGCAGCACAGAGAGGAGAUAUCUGUGUGCUUUGUAAUGACACUGGUCUUUUUUAUUUAAUUGUGGGUAUUUAUGUUCUUACCAACCAAAGUAAUCAAGUAACACAAGCAACAGACAUAUUACUUUACACUUUUUAAGCGGAUGCUUUUAAGUGACUUACAAAGAGGGACAUGCACAGAUUGUAGACUUUGAGGUGUUGUGCUUUAUUCAGUGCUUUGCAAAGUUGAAGCAGAUUAUUUGUCAUGUUGGAUGGUUUUUUUUGUCCUUUCUCUGUUUCUGUGAAGUGCAGCAAUGGUAUAAUAUUAAAAUGAAAUAUAUUCUUGUUAAAUA